GAACCGCUCAGACUGAAACACACCGGAGAGAGAGAGAGGAGCACUGACAACCAGCUGCUCCGUUACUCGGUUCAUCUCGUCGGUAUUUAUUUUGUUUUGAUGGGUUAAUUUAACAGAAAAAGAAGCUGAAUAUAAACCGAAACAAUCAUAAACCUGGAAACUUGACAUGGAAUGACACAUUUGUCACCGGAGUGGACUUUAACAUCGUCUUGUCGCCGGUUGUUUUGGCUCAUUUUUACCCGUCUGAUGAGCACCUGUUCCGGCCGGUUUCUGACCUGCAGACAGCCUCACCACGGAGCUCCAGAGAGACACAACUUCUACUGAGAUGGCCCUUGCAGAGACCAUCGAGAGCGUAGGGGAAACUGGAGUAAGUGGAGGAAACGACCCUCUUCCUCGCCACAACACCUGCAGCAUGGAGCUUCCUCGCCCCUUCUACAACUGGCCCGGCCUGCUCACCACUACCACCAUCACCACCGGCUCUGGGACCGGAACCGGUGCCAUACACCUCCGCCACCACAACCACCACCACCAUCUGCAACCUUUGCAGUCUCUCUAUCAGUCGUGCCCGCUGCCUUACCCCCACCCAGAGGGCCAGGACGAGCCCCAGACUCACCAGCAGCUACCCGCGUUAUCGCCAUCACCAACUUCUCCUCGGUCGCCGCUCUGCAAUCGGAGGGAAGAGAGGGGCGGAGGAGCAGUUGCACCCAGUGCCUUCUCAGGACACCAAUCAGAGUCGUACAGAGAGGAGGAGCGCCAGCAGGGACCUCUGCCGGACCUGCUGCCCCAGAACGAGCAGCCGUCCUGGGCUUCCCCACAUCACAGAGCCCCGAGAGCAGAGGCAGUGCAGGAGCUGGAGGUCAGGAGGGUGGCCCACCAGCUGAGGGCCAUCGGAGAUGAAUUUAACACCACAGUCCUCCACAGAGCGCACGCUGCCCCCCACUGGCGGGACUGGAGAGACGCCUGCCGAGGACUCUUCAACUUCAUCUCCCAGACUCUCAGCACUCUUUACAGGCUCACGUAGAGCGAGACGUCCUCAUCCGCAAACCUCCAGUUACCAUGGCGACUUUAUACAUUCAGGACUUGGCCAUCGGACUGUGCUACUAGUGAACAGAACAAGCUGCACUCGUCAUCCAUUUGAACCCGGAGGAUUAACGCGGUCUGAAAUCAAAAACGUUUUCUCUGAACAAAGAAUUUGAGGAGGACGAGAUGAGCAGCUGGAGGUGUCGGCGCCACCUGUUGGCCGGAUCAGGGUGCUACCUGUGGAAACUGGACCCUGCCUGUCUGUCCCUCCGUCAGUCAGUCUGCUGGUUCGGACUGCAGCUGACGGACCGACGGUCUCUUUCCUACCUGUAUAUUUUGUAAAAUCCACUUUAUUUCGCUGUCUUUGUCUCGAGGCUCAUCUCAGUCAGUGUGUGUGUGUGUGUGUGUGUGUGUGUGUGUGUGUACAUGGCAGACGUGGGUAAAAAAAAAGGUUAUAUGUACUGAGAUAUCAGUGCAAAAUGGAAAAUACAGAUACAUCAAAAUUUGGAGCUUUUUAAUUUUGAUUUAAUAUCAGUCACUAUUUUUCUGGAGAAUGUGUCUUUUUUUUUUUCAAAAUUGGAGAGAUAUCAUCCGCCUGUUCGUCUGAAAAGGCGUAUGAAUGACACGAUAAUGCACAAGGCAUUUAGCGCGCUUUUAGCGUGCCAUUUUUGCCGUGUAGGCUGUACUGACUGCAAUGCAAAGUGACGUAAAAUAAAAAGGGAGAAAGACCACAGUUCAACUUUGAGGGAUUUACGGUGCUGGAAAUCCAUUUAUCUUUGUUUUAUUUUGUGUUUAGUUUAGUCAGUGAGGCUUCCAGCAACCUCAUCACCAUCGUCAUCGCAGCAUGGAGGUUUUGGUUGCUUAGUACAGCCCCUUAGUGUCAUUUGUUUUCCGUACUUCUGUUUCCGUACGUAUUUUACUUAGUUUCCGUACUUAUUUUAAGCUCAAACGUGACGUUUUUCCUAAACCUGAAUAAGUGGUUUUGUUGCCUAAACAUAACUGCGGCUGUAGUUUUGUUGCAUGGCGUACAAAUGGCAUGCGAAAAGCAUUAAAAGCGUCCUCAUGAAUGUCCUUGUAAUGUCGUGGUAUUCAUACACCUUCCCGUGAGAUCGGGUUGCUCCAAUUCUUCCUUUUGAUUAUGUAAAAACAUGAUUUGUCCCUCGUCUGACGUGUGCAUAUUACUGUCGUUUCUUUUAUUCUUAUAAACUGUGAAACUGGACGCUGUGUUUGCAUCGCAGGGAAACGAUAAAAAAAAGAAGUCGGGUGUUAUUCGACAGCGUGAACCUCUCUCCCAAUCUGCUUCAUUUCAUGAUACCAUGUGCCUUCCUGCUCAGCGCUCUGUUGAGGCCUAAUCUCCAAAACCGGGACAAUCAGUCACCCAUUCAAAGAAACUCUUCAAGUGCUUUGUUUGUCAUUUGAAUUACACUCAACGGCUCCAGCGUCAGCGUGGUUUUAGGUCAUUUAAGGACAGAAACAGCUUCAUCUCUGGAUAUUCCUCCGUUCACGCUGCCAGUGUUGGGAGCUGGCUGGGUCUCGCCCGCCUGUGUCGACAGUGUUUAUAGUUUGUAAAUAUUCUUUUGGACGAUGAAUCUGAACUAAUAGAGACUUAAAAAGUACUUAUCAAAUCGAGAGAGUUCGACGUGUUUGGGAGAUCAUUUUGUAUUUCUGAGCGGCCAUCGGCAACAGAUGUUUGAAUUUAAAUCCAGUGGAUUUGAGACGGUAUUCCAAGAGUUAAAGAAAUUAAUUUGGAUCUUUUGAUUGUUGAAAAAGUAUUUGAUGACGUUUUGUAAAAAUGACCCCUUCGCUUGUGCGAUUACUUUCACUGUAGUUUGGGAGGAAAUGUUUAUUGCUCAUAUUAAGAGCAUAAUUUAUUUUGUAACGUAGCCUAUCUGUAGCUUGUUUUUUUUUUGGUUUUCUACAUAAUGUAUUAUUUAUUUGUUUUCUUACAUUCCUGAU
Sebastes umbrosus (honeycomb rockfish) is the source of this 2976-nucleotide messenger RNA. RefSeq lists its product as uncharacterized. Bases 326 to 1021 code for a protein of 231 amino acids. The transcript is spliced from 4 exons. The record is from RefSeq and is a predicted model, not a curated record. NCBI's taxonomy places the organism in Eukaryota, Metazoa, Chordata, Actinopteri, Perciformes, Sebastidae.